AUGUCGAAGUCAGAGUCUCCUAAAGAGCCCGAACAGCUGCGGAAGCUAUUCAUCGGGGGGCUGAGCUUCGAGACGACGGAUGAAAGUCUGAGGAGCCAUUUUGAGCAAUGGGGGACGCUCACGGACUGUGUGGUAAUGAGAGAUCCAAAUACCAAGCGCUCCAGAGGCUUUGGCUUUGUCACAUACUCAACUGUGGAAGAGGUGGAUGCAGCCAUGAAUGCAAGGCCCCACAAGGUGGAUGGAAGGGUGGUGGAACCCAAAAGGGCUGUCUCCAGAGAAGAUUCUCAAAGACCAGGUGCCCACUUAACUGUGAAAAAGAUAUUUGUUGGUGGAAUUAAAGAAGACACUGAAGAACAUCACUUAAGAGAUUAUUUUGAGCAGUACGGGAAAAUUGAAGUGAUUGAAAUCAUGACUGACCGAGGCAGUGGCAAGAAAAGGGGCUUUGCUUUUGUAACUUUUGAUGACCAUGAUUCUGUAGAUAAAAUCGUUAUUCAGAAAUACCAUACUGUAAAUGGUCACAAUUGUGAAGUGAGGAAAGCCCUGUCAAAGCAAGAGAUGGCCAGUGCCUCUUCCAGCCAGAGAGGUCGAAGUGGUUCUGGAAACUUUGGUGGUGGCCGUGGAGGCGGUUUCGGUGGGAAUGACAACUUUGGUCGAGGAGGAAACUUCAGUGGACGAGGUGGCUUUGGUGGCAGUCGUGGCGGUGGAGGAUAUGGAGGCAGUGGAGAUGGUUAUAAUGGAUUUGGUAAUGAUGGAAGCAACUUUGGAGGUGGUGGAAGCUACAAUGAUUUUGGCAAUUACAACAAUCAGUCUUCAAAUUUUGGACCCAUGAAGGGAGGAAAUUUUGGAGGCAGAAGCUCUGGCCCUUAUGGUGGUGGUGGUCAAUAUUUUGCCAAACCACGAAACCAAGGUGGCUAUGGUGGUUCAAGUAGCAGCAGCAGCUAUGGCAGUGGCAGACGGUUUUAG
Elephantulus edwardii (Cape elephant shrew) is the source of this 963-nucleotide messenger RNA. RefSeq names its product heterogeneous nuclear ribonucleoprotein A1 (gene HNRNPA1). Bases 1 to 963 code for a protein of 320 amino acids. Lineage: Eukaryota; Metazoa; Chordata; Mammalia; Macroscelidea; Macroscelididae. The transcript is spliced from 9 exons. The record is from RefSeq and is a predicted model, not a curated record. Gene Ontology annotation, molecular function: RNA binding.